Molecule: messenger RNA, 3238 nt
Organism: Apodemus sylvaticus (European woodmouse)
Lineage: Eukaryota; Metazoa; Chordata; Mammalia; Rodentia; Muridae
Gene: Ddx23
Product: DEAD-box helicase 23
Exons: 18
Coding region: 160-2619 (819 amino acids)
Biological process (GO): mRNA splicing, via spliceosome
Cellular component (GO): catalytic step 2 spliceosome
Molecular function (GO): ATP binding; RNA binding; RNA helicase activity
Source: RefSeq, a predicted model, not a curated record
CGGCCUGGGUGCUCCUCCGCGAUCAGGAAACGCGAAAGAUGGCGACUGUUCAGCGACGUUGAGGCCGCGUUAGGCGGUUCAGGCGCGGGGUGGCCCCUGAAAAAAAUGUGCUUGGAGCUCCUGUGCACCCUUCACAUUUUUUCCAUUGCUUAAUUAGAGAUGGCCGGAGAACUGGCUGACAAAAAGGACCGAGACGCAUCACCCAAGGAGGAAAGGAAGCGAUCACGGACUCCUGAGAGAGAUCGCGAUAGAGACCGGGAUCGGAAGUCCUCCCCGUCUAAAGACAGGAAGCGGCAUCGCUCACGGGAUAGGCGUAGAGCAGGGAGCCGUUCUCGCUCUCGGUCCCGUUCCAAGUCCACAGAGAGGGACCGACGGCACAAAGAGCGGGAGCGAGAUAAGGAACGGGACCGGAGUAAGAAAGAGAGGGAGCGGGACAAGGAUGGCCACCGCCGGGACAAGGACCGCAAAAGAUCCAGCUUGUCUCCUGGUCGAGGAAAAGAUUUCAAGUCUCGGAAGGACAGAGAUUCUAAGAAGGGUGACGAGGAUGAGCAUGGGGACAAGAGACCUAAGAUCCAGCCACUGUCCCUGGAGGAACUUCUGGCCAAGAAAAAGGCUGAGGAAGAAGCUGAAGCUAAGCCCAAAUUCCUCUCCAAAGCAGAGCGGGAGGCUGAAGCUCUGAAGCGGCGGCAGCAGGAGGUGGAGGAGCGCCAGAAGAUGCUCGAAGAAGAGAGGAAGAAAAGGAAACAGUUCCAGGAUUUGGGCAGGAAGAUGCUGGAAGAUCCUCAGGAAAGGGAACGGAGGGAACGGAGGGAAAGGAUGGAGCGGGAGACCAACGGAAACGAGGACGAGGAAGGGCGGCAGAAGAUCCGGGAAGAAAAGGACAAGAGCAAGGAGCUACACGCCAUCAAGGAGCGUUACCUGGGUGGCAUCAAAAAACGGCGCCGAACAAGGCAUCUCAAUGACCGAAAGUUUGUGUUUGAGUGGGACGCGUCUGAAGACACCUCCAUUGACUACAACCCGCUGUACAAAGAACGGCACCAGGUGCAGCUGCUGGGCCGAGGCUUCAUUGCAGGCAUCGACCUAAAGCAGCAGAAGCGGGAACAGUCGCGCUUCUAUGGAGACCUAAUGGAAAAGAGGCGAACCCUGGAAGAAAAGGAGCAGGAGGAAGCAAGACUCCGCAAACUUCGUAAGAAGGAAGCCAAGCAACGCUGGGAUGAUCGCCAUUGGUCCCAGAAGAAGUUAGAUGAGAUGACAGACAGGGACUGGCGGAUCUUCCGUGAAGACUAUAGUAUCACCACCAAAGGUGGCAAGAUCCCCAAUCCCAUCCGGUCCUGGAAAGACUCGUCUCUGCCCCCACAUAUCUUGGAAGUCAUUGAUAAGUGUGGCUAUAAGGAGCCAACACCUAUCCAGCGUCAGGCCAUUCCCAUUGGGCUACAGAAUCGUGACAUCAUUGGUGUAGCUGAGACUGGCAGUGGCAAGACGGCGGCCUUCCUCAUCCCGUUACUGGUCUGGAUCACCACACUUCCCAAAAUCGACAGGAUCGAAGAGUCAGACCAGGGCCCUUACGCCAUCAUCCUGGCUCCCACCCGUGAGUUGGCUCAGCAGAUUGAGGAAGAAACCAUUAAGUUUGGGAAGCCACUAGGAAUCCGCACCGUGGCUGUCAUUGGUGGUAUCUCCAGAGAAGACCAAGGCUUCAGGCUGCGCAUGGGUUGUGAGAUUGUGAUCGCCACCCCAGGACGUCUGAUUGAUGUGCUAGAGAACCGUUACCUGGUGCUGAGUCGUUGUACCUAUGUGGUUCUGGAUGAGGCAGAUAGGAUGAUUGACAUGGGCUUUGAACCAGAUGUGCAGAAGAUCCUGGAACACAUGCCUGUCAGCAACCAGAAGCCAGACACAGAUGAGGCUGAGGACCCGGAGAAGAUGUUGGCCAACUUUGAAUCAGGAAAACACAAGUACCGACAAACCGUCAUGUUCACGGCUACCAUGCCCCCAGCAGUGGAGCGUCUAGCCAGGAGCUAUCUUCGGCGACCCGCUGUGGUGUACAUUGGCUCUGCGGGCAAGCCUCAUGAGCGGGUGGAACAGAAGGUCUUCCUCAUGUCGGAAUCAGAGAAGAGGAAAAAGCUGUUGGCAAUCUUGGAACAAGGUUUUGAUCCGCCCAUCAUCAUUUUUGUCAACCAGAAGAAGGGUUGUGAUGUGUUGGCCAAGUCUCUGGAGAAGAUGGGGUACAAUGCCUGUACACUGCACGGCGGCAAAGGCCAGGAGCAGCGAGAAUUUGCAUUGUCCAACCUCAAGGCUGGAGCCAAGGAUAUUUUGGUGGCUACAGAUGUGGCUGGUCGUGGUAUUGAUAUCCAAGAUGUGUCUAUGGUUGUCAACUACGAUAUGGCCAAAAACAUUGAAGAUUACAUUCACCGAAUUGGCCGCACGGGAAGAGCGGGCAAGAGUGGUGUAGCUAUCACCUUCCUCACCAAAGAGGACUCAGCCGUGUUCUAUGAGCUGAAGCAAGCCAUCCUGGAGAGCCCGGUGUCAUCUUGUCCUCCAGAGCUGGCAAACCACCCAGAUGCCCAGCACAAGCCGGGCACCAUCCUCACCAAGAAACGCAGGGAAGAGACCAUCUUUGCUUGACGCAGCACCUGAAUGGAUUUGAAGCCAUGCUCUAAAGCCGGUGCCUGCUCUCAAGCCCCCAUGUCCCUGUGCAGGCUCCUGUUCCGGCCUAGGGCUUAGGAAGCAGUCACAUUCCCUGGUCUGGAGCCCACCCGUGAGGUGGGUCCAUGGGGACAGGAAGGUGUAGGAGGCAGGAGGAACAGAAUCUCUUCAGGUUCAGCUCAGCUCUGCCCCUUGCAGCCGUUGUCCUGGCUGUGGGGCGGCUGUCUAGCACUCUCCCCAGCCUGAGCAAACACCUGGUCACCUGGAGGGCACUUCCUUCCUUAGCACGUGUGUGACUGUACUGCAGUAGUUGCCCUGAGUGACCCAGGGGAUCUGGAUUGUGAGGACUGUGGACCUUGGACUCUGUCACUCUGACAGCUGGUUUCCCAUUCGGAGUUUCAAGCAGGUUGGCGCCUUUGGAGUUGUGCAGCCCUACGCCGCGGGUGCUGUGCACUCAGGCGACCCGCCCCCCAGGGAAUUUUAUUUUAGAUGGGGGGACAGGAGGAGCUGGCUGUGUCCAUCAUUAAGUCAGUGAAAUUUCUGUUUUCUAUUCUCUGAGAUGUUUGUAUGUUCUGAGAAUAAACACAUGAAUAUUAAA